CGGUUAACCUAUGAAGGCUUUUCAUCCGGGACCCCACGUACUGCUCUCCCCUUUCCUUGUGGCUUCUGGCAAUCAUGGGGCGUCGACCAGCCCGAUGCUAUCGCUACUGCAAAAACAAGCCAUAUCCCAAGUCACGUUUCAACCGUGGUGUCCCUGACCCAAAGAUCAGAAUUUAUGAUCUGGGACGCAAGAAGGCCAUGGUGGAUGACUUUCCUCUGUGUGUGCAUAUGGUCUCAGACGAGUACGAACAGCUGUCUGGCGAGGCAAUGGAAGCCGCUCGUAUUUGCGCUAACAAAUACAUGGUGAAGUCCUGCGGCAAGGAUGCCUUCCAUAUUCGCAUCCGGACCCACCCUUUCCAUGUGGUCCGUAUCAAUAAAAUGUUAUCGUGUGCUGGGGCUGAUCGGCUCCAAACAGGCAUGAGGGGGGCUUUUGGCAAACCCCAGGGUACUGUGGCUCGUGUCAACAUCGGGCAGACCAUCAUCUCCAUCCGCACAAAGGACGGCAACAAAGCUGCAGCCAUUGAGGCCCUCAGGAGAGCUAAGUUCAAGUUCCCUGGUCGCCAAAAGUUGUUUGUGUCUCGCAAGUGGGGUUUCACCAAAUUUGACCGUGACAUCUACGAGCAGUGGAGAGCUGAAGGCAAGCUCAUCCCUGACGGUGUCCAUGCCAAAUACAUCAGUGGCCAUGGGCCUCUUGCUGCAUGGAAGAAACUCAACAGUUAAUCUGUACACAAUUAAUAAUAAAGCAUCUACCAACUGCUA
Messenger RNA from Nematostella vectensis (starlet sea anemone), 758 nucleotides. RefSeq names its product 60S ribosomal protein L10. Gene Ontology annotation, molecular function: structural constituent of ribosome. The transcript is spliced from 5 exons. Gene Ontology annotation, biological process: ribosomal large subunit assembly; translation. NCBI's taxonomy places the organism in Eukaryota, Metazoa, Cnidaria, Anthozoa, Actiniaria, Edwardsiidae. The record is from RefSeq and is a predicted model, not a curated record. The coding region runs from base 75 to 719 and encodes 214 amino acids. Gene Ontology annotation, cellular component: ribosome; cytosolic large ribosomal subunit.